AUGGGAAGUGGGAUCAGUUCAGAGAGCAAGGAGUCAGCCAAGAGGUCAAAGGAGCUGGAGAAGAAACUCCAGGAAGAUGCUGAGCGAGAUGCGAGAACAGUGAAGCUGCUACUGCUAGGAGCAGGUGAAUCUGGGAAAAGUACGAUUGUUAAGCAAAUGAAGAUCAUCCAUAAGAACGGGUACAGUAAGCAAGAAUGCAUGGAGUUCAAGGCAGUGAUCUACAGUAACACACUGCAGUCUAUCUUAGCCAUUGUGAAAGCAAUGACUACGCUUGGGAUCGAUUAUGUAAACCCUAGAAGUGCAGAAGACAAGCAGCAACUGCAUGCAAUGGCAAAUACACUAGAAGAUGGUGACAUGACACCCCAGCUGGCAGAAGUGAUUAAACGCCUUUGGGGAGACCCAGGAAUCCAAGCUUGCUUUGAAAGGGCUUCUGAAUACCAGCUCAAUGACUCUGCCGCUUACUACCUUAAUGACUUAGAUAGAAUCACAGCCCCUGGGUACGUGCCAAAUGAGCAAGAUGUUCUGCAUUCCCGGGUGAAGACGACUGGUAUCAUUGAAACUCAAUUCUCCUUUAAAGACUUGAACUUCAGAAUGUUUGAUGUUGGUGGGCAGAGGUCAGAGAGAAAGAAAUGGAUCCACUGCUUUGAAGGAGUGACGUGCAUCAUAUUCUGCGCUGCACUCAGUGCCUACGACAUGGUGCUCGUCGAAGAUGAAGAGGUGAAUAGAAUGCAUGAAAGUCUUCACCUGUUCAACAGCAUCUGCAAUCACAAGUAUUUCGCCACCACUUCCAUUGUCCUCUUUCUCAACAAGAAAGAUCUCUUCCAGGAAAAAGUGGCCAAGGUUCACCUCAGCAUCUGCUUCCCAGAGUACACUGGACCAAAUACAUUCGAAGAUGCAGGGAACUACAUCAAGAACCAGUUUCUAGACCUGAAUUUAAAAAAGGAAGAUAAGGAAAUCUACUCUCAUAUGACCUGUGCUACUGAUACCCAAAACGUCAAAUUCGUGUUUGAUGCGGUGACAGACAUAAUAAUAAAAGAGAAUCUCAAAGACUGUGGGCUCUUCUGAGCCACUACUUUAUCUUAUAUUUGUGAUGGUUGUAGCCUGUUCAAAGACAUUCACGGUGCUCAAGGGGCUGUGUGAUUAGUUUAGGUAGAUACUAACUUAUCUAGAAAUGUAACUCAAAUUAUAAAACAAAACUUUCAAAAAAAAUGUUACUGCUGUAUUAUCACCUGUAUCUGGAUAAAGUUUUAUUUCCUAGGGGCAUGGGGGGUAGAGUUUCUGACAUUCUCUAUAUAGAAUUUGACGUAUCUUGGUAACUAUCACAAUAUAUACUCAUGUUACUAAACUUUC
This is a messenger RNA of Microtus ochrogaster (prairie vole), 1350 nucleotides long. It is a transcript of the gene Gnat3, whose product is annotated as G protein subunit alpha transducin 3. Gene Ontology annotation, cellular component: heterotrimeric G-protein complex; cytoplasm. Gene Ontology annotation, biological process: adenylate cyclase-modulating G protein-coupled receptor signaling pathway; detection of light stimulus involved in visual perception; phototransduction, visible light. The record is from RefSeq and is a predicted model, not a curated record. NCBI's taxonomy places the organism in Eukaryota, Metazoa, Chordata, Mammalia, Rodentia, Cricetidae. Gene Ontology annotation, molecular function: GTPase activity; G-protein beta/gamma-subunit complex binding; GTP binding.